This is a messenger RNA of Bipolaris oryzae ATCC 44560, 1128 nucleotides long. RefSeq lists its product as uncharacterized. The transcript has 2 exons. NCBI's taxonomy places the organism in Eukaryota, Fungi, Ascomycota, Dothideomycetes, Pleosporales, Pleosporaceae. Gene Ontology annotation, molecular function: DNA-binding transcription factor activity. The record is from RefSeq and is a predicted model, not a curated record. Gene Ontology annotation, biological process: regulation of DNA-templated transcription. Bases 1 to 1128 code for a protein of 375 amino acids.
AUGGAUCAACAGAAGCGAUCCCCGCCCUAUGAGGGCCAUUCGUCUGGCUCCGAGGCCAGGCAACUUACCCCCGGCGCGAAGAAGCGUCCAUCGAGAGCUGGAACACGCAGCGUCACGACGCUCACUGCUGCUCAGCUGGAGCGGAAGCGGGCAAACGACCGAGAAGCACAGCGAGCCAUUCGUCAGAGAACAAAAGACCACAUUGACACUCUCGAGCGCCAAGUUCGUGACCUCACAGCCCAGCUCGAGAACAACUCUUCCACCAAGAUGAUGGAUCUUAUCCGAAGAAACGAGGAGCUCGAGCAAGAAAACGGCAUGUUACGCGCACGCUUGUCGCAUGCAGUCUCUACCCUUGGUGUUCCAGAACAAGGUGCUGGGGCACCCUCGCCCAGCGACCGCGUUCAGAUGCUCAGCCAGCCCAGGAGGAUGUCAACUGGGACUGCAAGGAGCGCACACUCUGUACCAGAGAUUGCGACGCCCGUCUCACAACCAGCACAUUGGCAGCCACAGCACACAUAUGCUCAACAUGUCUCGUCACCACAUGUCGAUACCCCACCAGCCAUGGGCGAAGUUCAAGCGCCUCAACACGAGGCUGUUCGCUGGAGCCCUCACCCUGGCCACCCCCAGCAGCAGCAGCAACCACAGCAGCAGCAACCGCAGCAACACCACCAGGUUUCGAUGCCAGUGCAGGAUCCAUCGGUUCAUGCAGUCGAGCAGCCGAGCAUGUCCUACCCGAGCCCAUAUGUCAUGGAGAGCAACGCCCGGGCCAUGUCGUAUCCUCUUGAGAACGCUUCCAUGGUCACGUCACAACCUAUGCCGAUGUCGGGAUACGGUACGCCCACCUCACACCCUUCUCCACAUACUUCAGAGUACCAGCGACACAUGAGUGUCCCGAUGCACCAUCAAUCGGUUCAGGGCCAGGCUCCUGCUCAACACCAGCAGCACCACACUUCGGCACCCUAUGGCUCAUAUGCUGUGGGACCCCAACAAGGCUACCCCCCGCAGGUCAGCCAUGGCGGUGAAAUGCCCAUGAUGCAUGCGCAACAUGGCCAAUCUCAGAUGAUGAAUGAGCAAGGCCAGCACAUCAUGUAUCAGCCAUACCAAUCAAACAUGAAGGUUGAGCAUUGA